This is a messenger RNA of Spirodela intermedia, 6100 nucleotides long. The record is from the annotation of a GenBank genome assembly. NCBI's taxonomy places the organism in Eukaryota, Viridiplantae, Streptophyta, Magnoliopsida, Alismatales, Araceae.
AUGGGUCGUCGAGUCAUCUUUGGCGGCUGUCACCCAGUGAAGCAGAAAAAUGGCAACUUUGCGGCUCUCCGACAGCUGUCACUUGACGGAGAGGAGCUAGAUGGAGGUGGGGUGCGUGUUAGGGAGCUUCAUCCUUAGGUCCGUGCAGCAAGAGGAGGCUCUUCAUCACAUUUGGUACGCUCUCCCAGAAAAUCAUCCUCUUCUCAACGACGGCUUGUUCGUCAAUCAAUCAGAGAUGAUUUACUCGAUGGAUUGUAAUCCUUUUAUCAUGAAUUAUUCAACAAUUUUAGUAGCAAUGCUCUGUAAAUCGUGUUGACGAGAUUUUUGCCAAUGAUCUAGUGAUUCUAGUUGCUUAAUCUUUCACCAGUGAUCUAUAAGAAAGUCGUGAUAAUCAGAUAAAAAUAUAUGAAUUUUGAUUCUAAGAGGAUUCAAAACUGCGCCGGUCGCCCACCUCUAAGGAAGGUGUGAUGGGGGUUUAGUCCCACAUUAGUUGUGCACUGAUUUUUUGGGCGAGUAUAUAGUAGCAUUAGCUUUCUAAGCAAAGUCCUUUCUCUCAUGUGUACGACCACCCCUUGCCCCACAACCGGCUAGCCACCGGUGACGUGGAAGGAGAGCGGUGCACACAUACCCCUAUCGGUCCAAGCCAAGUCGCUCGAGCCCCUACUCACAACUACUCCCUGACUACACUUCCAACCUGCUUGCGGGCCCGGCUGGCCAGCAAGUCCCCUCAUUUUGUAAUAUUUUUAUUUUUAUUUCUUGUUCUUCAUUUAUCUCAAAAGUAAGACUAUAAAAAUCAUAUAAAAUCACAUAAUUACCUAAAAAAUUAUGUUAAUCAAUUAAAAACCACUUUUCAUACUUUAACACAAAUAUAAGUCUAUUUAUCAUGAGUUAAGGCUAAAACUAUAUUAUUUACUAAUUAUUAACUCAUGAUAAUGAAGACUUAUCACACCCCCCAACUUAAAUCAUUGCUAGUCCCUUAGCAAUAGAAUUACGAAAAUAAAAUUUAACAAAUCUCAAACAUCAUAUUUCAAUACAAAAGAAAAAAUACAAUUAGAAAUGAUCCACCUUUAAACACUUUAGAUUCUUAUAUCAAGUAUUUAAGAAUGAUGUCAAGUACUUAAAUGUUUAAACACUCCGUGAAAUAACAAUCUAGACUUCAUUUCUUCUAUUCACAUCUUUAUCACUUCUUCACUCAUAGAUGUAUUUACAAGUUGUUUCAAUUAUCAAUACUCAUCUAAGAAUAAUAUUGAUCCUACAUUUCUCUUUUUCUAUGGCUUGAUUUUUGAAGUUUACACUACAUUUCUUCCUUCUUUAUAUAUAUAUAUAUAUAUAUAUAGUGGAUAAGUAGUUUUUCCUAUAGACAAAUUUCGACAAUAAGAAUGAUGUCUCACACCCUCUAUGUGUACUCUUUAUUUUCAAGGCUUUCACUUUAUCCACUUAUUUUUCAGCAAAUGUUUUUUUAUGCACGAUUUUCGAGAAUGAGAAUGAUGUCUCACACCCUCCAUGUGUACUCUUCGUUUCUAGAUUUUUCACAUUGCUCUUUCUUUUUUUUUCGAAAUAAGUGAUUUCUCCUCAUAAGUCCUAUAGAUCAAGGUGUAAAAAUCUCCUUAAACUCAAAUGAUCAAUCAAAUUUUCACAUCAAGUAAAUACUUUCCAUCAAGAUCAUGAAGUGAAAAUCAGUAAAAUCAAAUUCAUGUUAUCUAUCAUGUAUCCAAGGAGUAUUCCAACAUUUCAUGCUACUAGAUCAUUCUUUUAACUCAAUAAUAAUCUUCCUAGUAUCUAUUUGGUAUCAAUCAAUCUAAUUGAUUUAAUUUUUCAUACAUAUAAUAUGAUGUAAGAAAUUUGUAAAUUAGAUAGUUCUGAUAGUUCCGUUUUCUAUUUUCAGUUCUAUUUUUAGCAUAAUAAAUUUGUCAAAAAUAAAUCAAAACUAUCCUCUUUAUAGAUUUAAUUUCGAAUUUCAGUAAUAUAUGUCUAAGGGAUUGAAAUGUGAGAAAAGGGUCUCUAGAAUUUCUAAUUUUGGGCUAUUUUUUGUCUGUUAUUUUUGACAACAUUGCUCCUAAUAGAAAACCAUAAAAUAAAUGUUGCAGUUUUUCUGAAUUUUAUUUUAUUUUUAUUUUUUUAGUUGCUAUUCUAAGUUGAAUAAAAUGCAAACACAUAUUCUUAAUCGUCUUACAAUAUAAAUUACUAAUGAAUACUUCAGCUUCCAACUUAAAAAUGACAUUGUCCUCAAUGACAUAGAAAAAUUGAAACAAAAUAUGCAGAAAAUAUAAUUUUCACGUGAAGCAUGCAUAUAUGCAAAGUUAAGCAUUAAAAAUGUUGUCAUAAAUGAUAAAGCUCCGAAAGACAUCACCUCAACCUCAUUUUUAAUUUUCUACUUUGUCUUACACUCCUCCUCCUGCACUUUUUCAAAAAAACAAAUACAAAAAAAAGUACUACGAAAUUCUAAGAAAAACAGAGCUUAAAAAAAAUCAAACAGAAUGAAAUAAAAACCAUAGGUUGCCUCCCAUGCAGCGCUGUAUUUAAUGUCUCCAGUUGGACAGCUCUUAGAUCAUAUAAGAUGAUCUAUGGCCAUCAAAAUAUAUUUGUAUCCCAAGGUAAGUUUCAUGAUAUUCUUUUUCAGAUUUAGCAUAAAUUCAUAUACUUCAUAUAUAUACCUUGACAUACUUUCAGCCAAAACAAAAUGGAAAUUAACAAAAUUUUCUCAAAAAUAAUAUUUCUAUUUUGAAAAGAAUGUUUUCUUAUUUCUAUCUUGUUUUGUUAGGCUCUCAUUCAUUAAUAAAUACUUUCUAUUAAUAAACCAUAAAAUGUGAUCAGGCCAUAUAAUUUUCAAAUUAGCUCUUGCCCAAUUUAAUUUUUUUAUUUAAAUUGGUAUCUCUAAUUCUUCCACUCACCCAUUUCUUAAUGUCUUCUUUUAUCUGCAUAAUCUACCCUUGCUCCAUUUUAUUUUCCAUACAUAUUUGUUCAAUUUGCGAGGAGUGAAAUAUUUCAAGCUUAGAAAUAAUUCUAAUGGGCUGUGGGUUUUGAAGGAUGGAAGGAUUGUCUUCUUUAAUCUCAGAUCUAAUAAAUUCAGGAAAAUUUAAAUUUUCUCCUCCAAAAUUAUUUCUAUAUUCAUAUCCAUUAUUUUCGUUUCUCCCCAUUAGUUGAAUCAAUUCUUUUUCUAGCUUUUCGUUUCUCAAUUCAUCAAAUUCUUCAUCUUCCCAAGAGCUAUCUUUUAAUUUUGGUAUAUGAUAUACAUCAUCAUCCUCACAAUCAAUAUCUAUGGCUGCAAAAUUAUGAUUAUAUUCAUUAAUUUCGUCUCCUACUUCUCCCAAAUCAACUGAUUUUUUCUCACUUGAAAUAUGUUUUUCUUUAUUUCUAUCCUUACUCCCUUCUACUAAAAUUUAGAUGAUUUUUUUAUGAUCAGUUGCUGUUUCUUCAUCAAGGGUUCUUUCUCCUCAUCAUCCUUGCUAUAUUCAUUCAUCAAUUGUGAGUAAUAAAUGGUUUUAUUCAAAUUUUCUGCUACUAUAUUUUCGGCCUUAAUAUUCUCAUUUACUUCUAAUAGAUCAUCAAUUUCUUCUAAUAAUUAGAAAUAAAGAUCAGGUAAAAUAUUCUCACUCAAUGUAUUCACUGUUCUAACAUUUUCAUUUCGUUGGUUUUUUUCUAAAUUUAUCCAGCUAGACUUUUCUUGUUGAAAUCUUACUGUUGGAUAGUUUCUUGAAUUUUCUAUGGGCUGACUAAGUAGCUGUCCCUCUUCUCUCUUAUUCUGAAGAGCCUUUAAAAUUUAUUUCUGAUGCAGUAUCAUUUGAUUCAUAGUUUGUUCCAUCAUUUGGCUCAUUUGCUACAUCAUUUCUAUAGUAUCAUGUUGGGUUUGAGAGGGCUGAUUUUUCUGAAAUCUAUUUUCUUGUUUUGGACGAAAUUCAAAGUUUGAAUUGGAUCUAAGUGCUUCUAAAUUUUGAAUAUUAUUUGGGUUUCUCCAUGAAAAAUUAUUCUCCCAAUUAGGAUUAUAAGAAUUAGAAAAAUAUUCCCUAUUUUUACUAAAAUCGUGGGGUACUUACACUUGUUCUUACCUAGGAUGAUAUUGAAAUUCGAAAUGAUCAUUUUCACCAUAUGUAGGACGUGUACUAUUUAAAUUAAAUUGAGGGUUAAGAGGCUUUGUAAUAUUGUCAAUAAGUAAAUCAAGUUUUUCUAAUUUUUGAUUAAUCUGAGUAACCUCAUUUCUAAGUUUAGAAUUAUCAUCAUGAUGCAAUUCAUAAAUUUCUCUCUUCAUUUCUUUGUCAUAUAAUUCAAAAGAGGUUUGAUCUCUCGAAUUUUCACUUAAAUUCUCAUAAAGACUGUAAAUCUCAUCAGGGGUUUUCUCCAUAAAAGCUCCUUCACAUAUAGAAUCAACCAUAUUUCUAUGUUGUUCUAAUAAUCCAUCAUAAAAAAUUCUAUUGAGCUGCCACUUGGGUAUAGCAUGAUGAGGACACUUUCUAAGUAAAUCUAUGAAUAUUUUCUAUGUCUCAUGUAAAGUUUCUCCUAGUCUUUGAGAAAAACUCCAUAUAUGUUUUCUCAUAUUUUAAGUUUUCCCUAAGGGAUAAAAUUUUUGAAGAAAGGCCUAUUUUAUGUCUUUUUAGCUAGUUAAUUCUCUAUCUAAUGUGGAUAGCCAAUGGCUAGCUUUGUCCCUAAGUGUAUGAGGAAAUAAUUUCAUCUUAAUAAUUUCUAGUGUAACUUGAGGGAGAUUAACUAAAUCACAGACCAUAUGAAAUUUUUCUAAGUGCUGAUGAGGUUCCUCUAAAGGCAAUCCAUGAAACUUAGAGAGCAUUUGAAAAAUUUCUAGAUUUAUUUCAAAUUUAACAUUAGGUGCUAAUGGGACUCUAAUAUUUGAUGUUCCUUAAAAUGAAUCAGGGAUAUAAUACUUUUUCAUGGUCAUAGGAUUGUUCUCAAUUUGACCUAUACUUCCUUCAAGAUUCAUCAAAAUUUAUCUUUCUUUUGGAUUUUUAUUUUUGAAUGAAAUAAUCAAAAGAUUUUCUAGCCUUGGAUGCAAGGAUCUUCUACCAUGCAUAAAAAAAAUCAAUAAAUUCGAGGGAAAAGUUUAGUAAUUGUUACCUUCCUUCAGUAUGCUCUAGUCCUUGCCUUAUUUCUUUUCAUUCCUUUUUUCUAAAAAAUAAUCAGCAAAAAGAGAGUAAAACAAGAGUUUAUUUUUUUUUGUGUACUCUGACGUGACUCAGUCGUUGUAUGUUAAAUCACGCAAAUAUAAAAUUUAUAAAACUAGAAAAUACGAAUUUUCGGAUAUUUAGAAGUAUUUCAAAAUAAAUAUAUCAAUUAUAAUUCAAUAAAAAUCCAAAAAAUAGUGGUAAUUUUCCAGGUCGAUCACAAGGAUGUAAUAUAAUAUCUGGUAAUUAUUCAGAAUUUUUCUCAAUAAAUACGAUUUUCUUACGAAUUUUAUACUAGGAAAUAAAAAGGAAAUAUAUUUAAAAUUCACGAAAAAAAAAGGAAAUAAGGGUGCGGGCGUCAGGAUGAUGUCAGCGCCCAGCGAACGUGAAUCAGGCAUAAAAAGAGUUCCAUCCGGCGAUUCUUACGUAAGCGAUUAUAGACGACUUAAUUAAUCAAAUUAAGAUCUGUAAAAGCCAAAAGAAUCUUAAUUUAAUGAAGUAUAGUUUGGUAAAUUAAAAUCACAAAAAGUAUCACUAAAUAAAGCGUAAAUUAAAUUGAAAGUAGGAAAACAGAGUUCUGGCGUCGCGACGGCGAUGCGUCGACGAUGCACCGGAAUCUUGAGCGUUCGGGAGGAUCGUCGUGCAGUGUCUACGGCCUCGAAGGCUCUCCUUGGACAAAGACGACGUGGGCAAUCUCUAGAUCUUCUCGCGAAGUCUAGAGAUCAAUGAAGUGGGUCGUCGAAUCGUCUCCGGCGGCUGUCACCCGGUGGAGCGGAAAAACGGCGACUUUGCGGCUCUCCGGCGGCUGUCACCCGACGGAGAGGAGCUGGAUGGAGGUGAGGCGCGUGUUAGGGAGCUUCAUCCUUAGGUCUGCGCAGCAAGAGGAGGCUCUUCAUCGCAUCUGGUACGCUCUCAGGAGGUGGCGACUGGUCUCCCGGCGGAUCGUCCUCUUCCUGACGACGGCUUGUUCGUCGAUCAAUUGGAGAUGA